AAGACCCUUUAUUUAUUAUUUUCAAGAUGGCAGCAGGAAUGUACUUGGAACACUACCUUGACAGUAUAGAAAACCUGCCAUUUGAGCUACAGAGGAAUUUCACUCUUAUGAGAGACCUGGACACACGGACUGAGGAUCUGAAAGGGCAGAUAGACUCUUUGGCUCGUGAGUACACGUCAAAUGCACACACCCUCUCCUCUGAGCAGAAGCUCUCCCUGCUCCGGCAGAUCCAGCAGUCAUAUGGCAAGUGUAAAGAGUUUGGAGAUGACAAGGUACAGCUGGCCAUGCAGACCUAUGAGAUGGUGGACAAACACAUCCGCAGGCUGGACACAGACCUGGCCCGCUUCGAGGCAGACCUGAAGGAGAAAAAGAUUGAGAGCACCGAUUAUGAUUCGACCUCCAGCAAGGGAAACAAGAGUGAGCUCAGGGGGCCAAAAGAGAAGAAGGUGGCUCGCACAAGGUUAAAGGUGAAGUCAGACGACGACUGCAGCCCCAAGAGCGGACAGAAGAAAGUCAAAAUAACACAACCGCCUGAGUUCACAGCCCCUACAGUGAACUUUGGGAACGUCCACCCCUCGGACGUGCUGGACAUGCCCGUGGACCCCAACGAGCCCACCUACUGCCUGUGUCACCAAGUGUCCUACGGAGAGAUGAUCGGCUGUGACAACACAGACUGCUCCAUUGAGUGGUUCCACUUUGCCUGCGUUGGGUUGACGACAAAACCCAGAGGAAAAUGGUACUGUCCAAGGUGUACUCAGGAGAGGAAGAAAAAAUAAACCCAGAGAAUCAUAACCAACAAUCAUAACCCUAGAGGGAUGUAGAGUUUACAAAGGAGGGUUCAGUGUUUGUAUUGGAACAUGGGAAACCCUCCAUAAACAAUAACAUAGACUCUGCGGGUCAUGUUUAAUAGGUCACACUGUUGCAAAUUGUUUUGAUACGCAAAACCAAAAUGAGCAUUUCCUAUUGGACCAAGUCCCCUUUUUCAGUCCGUGUUCUUUCGUUCAGUGUCUAAUGGUACUUCCAGUCUGCUAUCCUGUAUACCUCUCUUUGUUAAACAGAAAGAAGGACAUUUGACGGAGGUGUAGUUACAGCCGUUAGCCUAAUUGAUGUUCCCCAAUCAUUACUAUUAUAUUGUUGAACUUUUUGAUGGUUGCUUUAAUGCUUAUUUAUGCAGAGUACUACAGGGACGUAUACCCUGUCAUGAAGCCACUCAGUUGCUUCAUGACAGACUGUAACAGCGACUCGUACUGGAUGCUUUUAUACUGAACACUAUUCAGCCCUGAUACACACCGAUCACAUGUAACAACUAUUUUAUUCUCCAACUAUUCUCUAUAUUCUCACAGGUUAUUUCCAUAUCAGACUUUUGGGGGACAAAAAAGAAAGUGGAUUGAUUAAGCAGAGUCGUUGAUUUAGCUAGAUUGUCGAUUUGACUGAAACGAGUGUGCAGAUCUAGCGGGGGGAAAGCACAGAUCUAGAUGUGCUAGUUCAGAAUGCUGUCGGAAGCAAACUGGACAAUUUCUCUCACACAUUCACUUAAACAGCAAUCACCUGAAUUGCAGGUUGUUUGCACAAAAGAGUUGGAAUUAGUGAACUGGAAAAGGAAGUGAGUAACAAAGUCUAGAUGGUAAAACUUUCAAAAUAUAUAUUUUCAGAUAUAUGGACAUUUUGAUAGGCCCCAUCUCAAAUCAUUCAACAAUGCCCUGUAUAUUUCUAUUAGGAAGAGGCAUUUCUUUGACUGGCUGUGCUUUAUGAAGAAGCCUUCCAUAUUGAUCAGUACUGUAAUAACUGUAAUAACCAUUUACAUGUACAAGUAUCCAGAAUGACUGGCUACGUUGCUCAGUAUGGUUUGACUGGUGCCUCAAGAAUAUUAUUUCAUUUAGGUAAAAUGUUAAACUAAUUUAAAUGUAUUUUGAUGCUAUGACUUUUUGUAUUCUGACUGUAAUUGAAUACUGUACUUCAAAACAUUGGGUGUUGUUUUUGAUGUUAUCCAUUCUUAAGGAAUAAAGCAACAACAACAACAA
Molecule: messenger RNA, 2021 nt
Organism: Coregonus clupeaformis (lake whitefish)
Lineage: Eukaryota; Metazoa; Chordata; Actinopteri; Salmoniformes; Salmonidae
Product: inhibitor of growth protein 4
Exons: 8
Coding region: 27-776 (249 amino acids)
Biological process (GO): regulation of DNA-templated transcription
Cellular component (GO): nucleus
Source: RefSeq, a predicted model, not a curated record